Messenger RNA from Misgurnus anguillicaudatus (oriental weatherfish), 1642 nucleotides. It is a transcript of the gene ier5, whose product is annotated as immediate early response 5. The record is from RefSeq and is a predicted model, not a curated record. Lineage: Eukaryota; Metazoa; Chordata; Actinopteri; Cypriniformes; Cobitidae.
GAAACGGUCUCAUUCCUCCCUUGACUAUUGUUGGGUGCUGAGGGGAAUGCGUAAGGUUGUGAAAUCGUGUAAUCUCACCCAGUUACGCAGCUUUUUGUUUUAUUAAUGAGAAUGAGGCAUUCGCAUUUAUUAAACGCCUGUCAUUUUUAAAACCACAAUAGUUGGACGAUUUUUCUACAUGACUUUAGAAGAGGUCACGAUUUGGCACUUGGACGUCGCUAACUAAUGUGUUUUCGCACUUUGAGCCGUUUCACAAUAACAAUCCUAAAGAAAAACAACCCUGAUCGGACCGAAACGCCCAGCGAACUUUGUACUCCCGAAUUGUGACCUUUACCGGAUCGACACCGGCCAUGGAAUACAAAGUAGAAGCCCAUCGGAUUAUGAGUAUUUCCUUGGGGAAAAUCUACAACUCUCGCGUACAACGAGGCGGCAUUAAAUUGCACAAAAACCUCCUGGUUUCCUUGGUCCUUCGCAGCGCGCGCCAGGUUUACCUGAGCGACUACUACAGCGGCGCGUGUCUGAACGCACAGAACGAGGCAAAGGAAUGGGACCUUAUGGACUCAGAGCGGGAGAAAUUCCCGCCCGCAUCGGAGGAAUGUGAGCCGGCAGAGAGACCAGAGGAAACCAGACAAAACGACGAGCCUCAGAUAAACGAAACGGUUGAGGAAAAACACGACAAUGAGGUUAAAUCGGACGUUUUAUCUGAAGAUCGAAACCAAAACUUAUCAUCAAACCCGGAUAACAGCGCUUCAUCUGAAACGUUAUCGGCGGCCGAUAUCAUCAAGCAAAGCCAGACAACUCCCUCAGACAAUACGCAAGGGGAAUCACGCGAACCGCAGAAAACGCACGUUUGUUUAAACAGGAAAAGAAGCGCGGAAGAGUCGAAGUCCGACGACGCGCCUCAGAAACGGACCAAAGUUACUUCCUCAAGCGCGAGCGAGGGCGACGAAGGCGAGAAAAUGGAAACGGGCAACGUGUCCAACCUCAUAACGAUUUUUGGCUCCGGUUUCUCGGGACUUCUCAGCAAGGACGCCGCUAAACCGGAGGCUGAGGCGGACGACAGUGACUCAGGGUCGGGACAAAUAUGUUGUGACCAAAUGCUUAAAAACUUAAACCCGUGGAGUACAGCAAUAGUGGCUUUCUGACUCUAAAAGUAGCCACGCGUGGCGAAGUUACUGUACCUUCUCAUCCGGGUUAGCCUGAAAGCAUUUGUAACACGUGGUGAGGCGUGGGACUUCCCGGCCUGAAGACUUUGGUGGUGCUACAAGCUCAGUUUGGCCCGUGAACGUGUCUGGGCAUGAAGAUCACAUGAAUACUGGUGCUACUUCAUGGGAUUACAGUUUCUGACAUCACUGCAUACGAAUUGAAGUGUUAAGACUCAAAAAGCCAUGCAAGGGAAUUGUGGUGUUACGACAUAUGCAAAAGUGUUAUGCUGACUAGACCAACUGGACUGAUUCAUGGUUGACCACAGCAAACUUUUGAGACUUUUGCCAUUGUCUUUGUUUUAUAAAGACCUGUAUAUUUUGUAAUAUUCAAUGUGUGUACAUAUUGUUUACCAUGUUGCAUUCUGAAUCUAUGUAUUUUGGUAUUUGCCAUCAUGACAAUUUACGUGGUGCUCACGUAUUAAAAUAUUGUGAAAUUA